Rotaria sp. Silwood2 is the source of this 1740-nucleotide messenger RNA. The record is from the annotation of a GenBank genome assembly. Lineage: Eukaryota; Metazoa; Rotifera; Eurotatoria; Philodinida; Philodinidae.
AUGUAUGCAGUUGAAACAGCACUUACUGUGCCUAUAUUAACUUCACUACGUGUACCCGAAUCAUUUUAUUCUAUGGCUUGGCUUAUAAGUCCAAUUCUAGGAUUUUUUCUUCAACCAAUUGUUGGUAUGUGGAGUGAUACAUGUAAAUGUCGAUGGGGUAGACGAAGACCAUUUAUUCUAGCAUUUGCUAUUGGUGCUUAUAUUGGUGUUGCAUUAUUACUUAAUAGUCAUGAUUUAGGUGUAGUUUUUGGUGAUUCACUGGACCCUACUACAACUCCAUAUAAAGCAAUUAUAUUAACUGGUAUUGGUGUGACUUUUCUUGAUUUUUGUGCGGAUAGUGCUGAUGCACCUGUACGUGCUUAUUUAAUUGAUACAACAAAUUCAAGAGAUCAAGAACGAGGAUUUAAUAUACAUGCUAUUCUUGGGGUUGGUGGAGGUUUAGGUUUUAUUGUUGGUGCUAUUAAUUGGCCAUAUAUUCCAAUGUUUUAUAAAAAUGAUAAAAAUGCUGGUGAAUUUAGUAUGGUUUUUUAUUUUGCUACUUUUUUAUUUAUUGUAUGUUCAAUAUCAACAUUAACAAGUGUUCGUGAAGAACCACUUAUAUCAUCAUCAGCAGUAGUAGCAUCAUCAUCGCGUGACCAUGGUGAUACAGAAAAUACAAAUGAUGAUGAACAACGAGAAAUAGAAAUAAAUGAAAAACGUCCAUUACUAACACUUCGUCCAAAUAAUUCACGAUCAUAUACUACAACAAAUAAACCUGAACGUUCAACAGCAAAUAUAUAUUUGAGUGGUUUAAAUAACCAAGAAGGAUUCAUUGAAAUUGAUCCAGCGACAGGUAGACAUAUACCACACGAUGAUGUUGAAGGAACAAAUGAGGAUAUUUUAUUACAAACAAUGGAACGUUCACAUCAACUUGUAGCUGCAUCAUUGGCGAGUGCCGAUUCUUCGAACUCUGGUCCAAUUCCGACUCAAGCAUUCGAAGCUGAACUUAAACAAAAAGCAAAAUUAGUCAAAUUAGGUCUUAUGCGACGUCCUGAAUCUGAAGAAACAGAUGAUUAUGAUGAAAAAGAUAGAGUAACAAUAAAAUCCAUGAUUAUUUCAAUGAUUCGAAUGCCUUCUCGAUUACGGAAAUUAAUGAUAUGUCAAGUAAUUGGUUGGAUUGCUUAUUUUGCUACACAUUUAUAUUUUACUGAUUUUAUUGCUACGAAAGUAUACAAUGGUACAUUGGAUGAAAGCAAUUCAGAUGCCUUUGCUCGUUAUAAAACAGGUGUUACAAUGGGUUGUUGGGGUCUAUUUUUAUAUUCAGCUAGUACUGCUAUUUAUGCUUUCUGUUUGGAACGAUGGUUAGCAGAAAAAUUUUCUUUAAAAACCCUUUAUUUUGUUGGUUAUUUGGCAUAUGCUAUUGGUUGUGUGAUAAAUUUUUUUGUUCCUCGUAUUGCUGUUAAUAUUAUUAUGUGUAUUACUUUUGGAAUGUUAGUUGUAUCAUUGAAUACUCUUCCUUAUCAUAUGCUUUCACAGUUUCAUGCAGAUGAAACAUAUAAAAAUAGAGAUGGUUCAAAACGUGGUAUUGGUGUUGAUUGUUCAUUAUUAAAUAGUUGUUAUUUUCUCGGUGAAUUAGUAGUAGCUGCUUCCUUGGGUCCAAUAUUACAACAUACAGGUGUAGAAUAUUGUAUGAUAGUAGGAACUGCAUUUGCAGUAUUGGGUAAUGUAUUUAUGUUUUUUUUGUUCUAUUUUAAAAAUUAA